This is a messenger RNA of Cornus florida, 803 nucleotides long. Its product is annotated as zinc finger A20 and AN1 domain-containing stress-associated protein 1-like. Gene Ontology annotation, biological process: protein ubiquitination. Gene Ontology annotation, molecular function: zinc ion binding; ubiquitin-protein transferase activity. The coding region runs from base 138 to 599 and encodes 153 amino acids. The record is from RefSeq and is a predicted model, not a curated record. NCBI's taxonomy places the organism in Eukaryota, Viridiplantae, Streptophyta, Magnoliopsida, Cornales, Cornaceae. The transcript has a single exon.
CAAAAAGCUGGCAAACAUUGGGCAAAUAAACUCUCAACACAAAAUUCUCAUUCCAUUUCCAUCACCCAAAAGCCACUAUUUCUCCCCCAUCUCAACACUCUCUCUCCUCACAACACCUGAAAAAAAGAGAAAGAAAUAUGGCUCAGAAGAGAGAGAAAGAGGAGACCGAGAAGCUCAAACUCCCCGAAUUCCUAACCUCAUCCUCUUGCACCACCCCGAUUCCUCCUCCGCCGAAGCUCCCCGCCACCGAUGACCUCAUCUCCACCACCACGCCGAGGUCGCCGGACAACUCGGAUCCGCCGCCGGAUCUGACGAUCUGUACGCCUCCCAAGGCAGAUCCUUCGCCGGAUAGAUCGGAUCGGAAUAUGCGGGCUUCGGAUAAAGCGGUUGUGCGUAGAAGGUUGGAGGUGAACCGGUGCGCCGGAUGUCGGAGGAGGGUAGGGUUGACCGGAUUCCGGUGCCGGUGCGGCGAGCUGUUCUGUCCGGUGCACCGGUACUCGGAUCGGCACGAGUGUAGUUUCGAUUACAAGGCCGCCGGCAGGGAGGCGAUCGCGAGGGAAAAUCCGGUGGUCAGACCGGCGAAGAUUCUCAAAGUUUGAAGAAAUGAAAAUCUAGAGAGAGAUAGUAUAAGAUAUAGCGUUAACCUUCCUGUAUUUUUAGAGGGUUGAAUGAAAAUGUUGAUUGUUGGAGGGUCUGUUUCCUAAAUUCCACUAAGGAAUAAGGGUAUUAAUGUCAUUUUGUUCCACUGGAAUGGAAAUGUCUCUUUUCUUAUUUAUUUAUUUAUUUAUUUUUGGUUAUUUCCA